Molecule: messenger RNA, 1751 nt
Organism: Sarcophilus harrisii (Tasmanian devil)
Lineage: Eukaryota; Metazoa; Chordata; Mammalia; Dasyuromorphia; Dasyuridae
Product: keratin-associated protein 1-4-like
Exons: 1
Coding region: 1177-1641 (154 amino acids)
Cellular component (GO): keratin filament
Source: RefSeq, a predicted model, not a curated record
CAUUUAUUUAGUUUUAAUACAGUAGUUAUUCUCCAUUAUCCAAUAUUGCUUGUAAGGGAGCACUCCAAGCUUUGGGACAGUUAGUUGUAUCCCACAUUGAACAAAAACAACAAAAACACACAAAAAACCACAUGAAUCCAUGUUUCCCAACAGUGUUAUUUGUAUUUAUGAGAGAACAUACCCCAAAUUUAUGGGAGAAAUGUGUUGUUAACUGCUUUCCUUCUAAUUCCAUUUCAUUAUAUGAUUUUGUUUUGUAUUAGUUGAAUCCUCUGACUGACUCUUCAAGAUAAAUGCAUCAAUAGGACUAAUAAUAUAUGGUUUUAGAGGAGUGAUCAUAAAGUAGCCAUACACCGAAGGCCCUACUUUGUCAGUUGGAGACUGUUCAUAGGCACCAUAUAAAUAACAAUGUUAAAUACUGCAAAUUAAAGUUGCAUUUACUCAUAUAUAAAAUGGCAAGUAUUGUGAAUCAUAGUUUUUACUCAGUCAUCAAAGGAGAGAUUCUUGUCCUUAACCAGAAUACAUUUUUAUAUAUUUAGAACUAAUUGAUAGGAUGGAAAUAGUGACAUUCUAUUGAUACUAUAAUUAGCACCUAGGACAGUACCUUGAACACAAUAAGCUUUUAACAAAUGUUUGUUGAAUUUGAAUGUUGUGCUAACAGUGUUAGAAUAGGAAGUAGUCUACUUUAGUAUAAACCAAGGAAAAAAUAAUUUGUGAAUCCAGGUAAAUUUGACUUACUCAUCCAAGAAGGAAAUAUGGUAGUUAUGAAUGAGAGAAAAAACAUGAUUGAGCCUCAAGAGGCUCCAACAGAUGAUCACAUGACAUCCCUUCAGUUGGAAAAUAAGGGUGUCGGCCUGGACUAAAAUGCCAGAACUCUUUGAUCUUGAAAAACCACAGAAGUGUUCUAAGGGCCAAAGAAUUGAUAUGAUGGGUUCUAAUGGAACGAUAAAAGCAGAGUAAUUUUGGAAUUACUGUUCAUGUUGUUUCAUGAGUGUCUCAGUGACAGGCCAAUCAGAGGGUCAAAGAGAAAUUGGCUUACAUAAAAAUAAGGAAGAGAUUUCAGGUUUCAUGUAAACAGUAGCUAGCCAUAGAAUAUAUAAAAGGUGUAGCAAGGAAGGUAAGAACAAAACUUCAGUAACUUCUCUUAGCAAUUAAACUCAAAGUUCAUAUCCCAACACCAUGGCCUGCUGCAACUCCUGCUCCACCAGCUUCUGUGGUUUUCCCAGUUGCUCUACUGGGGGGACCUGUGGAUCUAGCUGCUGCCAAGACAGCUGUGGGAUCGGCUGCUGCCAACAGGGAGGUUGUAGAACCAGCUGUGGGACCGGCUGCUGCCAACAGGGUGGCUGUGGAAUCGGCUCUGGGAUUGGCUCUGGGGCUGGCUGUGCACCUCCUUGUGAGACCACUUGCACAACCAGGUGUUACCAGCCCCCAUGCUGUGGAUGUGAGAGCUGCCGUACCAGGUGGUGCCGCCCAGACUGCAGAGUUGAGGGUACUUGCCUGCCACCUUGCUGUGUGGUCAGCUGCACUCCUCCAUCUUGCUGCCAGCUGCACCAUGCCCAGGCUUCUUGCUGCCGCCCAUCCUACUGUGGACAGUCUUCCUGCCGUCCAGCCUGCUGCUGCUCCUGCUGUGAGCCCACCUGUUAAAGACAACAAUGCUGCCUCUCAGUGUGCAGAGGACACAACAUCUCAAAAUGCUUCUUAUGGAAUUGACAUUGGCUCACUAAUAAAUUUGUGAAAUUUUUAUUUUGUGACAA